AUGUUGAUGUCAGACGGUAAAAAAACGAUCGAUUUCGUUUUAGUGUGUAAAUUGAGCCAAUUUAAAAACGACCCCGAGAAACACCGGAUGCUCGAAACCUAUUUGAACAAUUUAAGGGCUCUCGGCUUGACUGUAGAAAAGGAAUUUUUCCUGGCAAACGACGACGUGUUCUUCGUAAAAAUCCACAUCAACGACGACAGCGUGUACUUAUACAGCGACCUAUGCAGUACUACCUUAGGUAAAAAAACUGUACCGAAUGUUAUAAGUACUCGAAGAAUAGGACGAUGCUUGGAAACACCGUUGACCCAACGCAACGACCGGCAUCCAAUUUACUUGCGCUAUUCUGAUUCGAUUUACGGCUUGGAAUCCAAGAAAAUUACGUCGGCUGAGAGAAUUCUGACGGUCUACGAGCUAUUGGUGAAGGUGUACUUCGGCUCGGAGAGGGACCAAUUCGGUUUGGAUCAAUUGAUGCACGAAAAAUUGAUUUGCGAUUAUUAUCCGAUACACGAGGGGCCGUAUCACUGGACAGAAACGGGCCUUCUCAGCGACCGACAGUUGCUGAAAAAAUAUUGGGGCAGCUAUAAAAUGUGGUGCAAAGAGCAGCCCCUGAAUUUGGUGGAGAAAUAUUACGGUCCUGAAUAUUCGUUCUACUUCGCCUGGGUGGAUCUCUAUUCCAAAAUGCUUGUACUUCCGGCGAUAUUGAGCAUUUUUGUAUUGAUGUACGGUUUGGCUACUUUACACACAGACGAAAACAUUAGAAGUAAAGAAAUUUGCCAAAGCGAAUUGCUGUUGUGUCCGAGAUGUUUAAGAUGCAAAUACGAAUUUCUGAAGUCCAAUUGUCGAAUGUCGAAUUUCUCUUACGCGUUUGACAAUGUUGCUACUUACCUAUUUGCUGGCUUUAUAAGUAUAUGGUCUACGGUUUUCAUGGAAUUAUGGCAAAGGCGAGAAGCUGUUUUAAGGCUCAGAUGGAACUUGAAAUACGUAGAUCAUGAUACUACUGCAAGAUCGGCUUUUGUAAGAAAAGCCAAGUAUUUCAAAUAUUCGAAUGUAACCGGUCACGACGAGCCAUUUAUACCUUCAACUAAAGUGUUUACUUCCUAUUUUAUAACAGUGGCUACUGUUAUAUUUUCAUUUAUCCUUAUAAUCCUGUGCGUAAUAGGAGUGAUGAUAUAUCGCAUAACGGUAAAUUCAGUCCUAAUAAAAAGUACAUCGACGCAAAAAAUCCUCAUGGAAAAUAGACAGAUGAUAGCAUCUGCUAGCGGAGCUGCAAUGUCUGCUACGUUUAUAAUCAGCUUCAAGCAGAUUUUCAAAAGGCUAGCACUGAAAUUGACGGAAUUGGAAAACCACCGGACACAAUUCGAGUUCGAUAACGCCUUCAUUUACAAGAUUUACGGUUUCGAAUUUAUCAACAAUUACGCCGCUCCUAUUUACAUUGCUUUCUUUAAGGGUAGAUUUUUUACGCAUCCAGGCGAAUUACAAGAUGCGGAUCCGUACAAAGAACUCGGAUCGGAUAUAUGCGACACAGUCGGGUGUACAUUAGAUUUAUGCAUCCAAUUAAUUAUGAUCAUGGUCGCUAAGACUGUUGUUAGUAACGUAACGCAAUAUCUAGUACCGAUUGUAUUGAGACGAUUGAAAUAUUUUUUUAAAAACGUUCAACAGGAAUUGCCGUAUUAUCAAGAAGAGUUUCUUUUGGCGAGGACUCGGCAUUUUUUCCUCGUUGAUGAAUACGUCGAGCAAGUCAUCUUGUUUGGAUUUAUGGUGUUCUUUAUCGCCGCAUUUCCCAUCGGGCCCUUUCUGGCUUUCAUAACGUGCACCUGCGAAUUGCGAACGGACUCUUCGAAGUUGAUUAAGAAUUACAGGCGGCCGAUUCCGCAGAAAGUCACCGGGCUCGGUGCGUGGUUUCGCAUUUUGCAUUUGGUCACGUUCUUAGGAGUGGCCACUAACGCUUUUGUGAUUGCCUUCACGACGAACAUGGUAGAUCUUCAUUUUUUCAAGGCGUAUUAUCGUGAUUCGCAUUUUAUUAACACCACGUUGUCGGCUUUUGCUAUAGAGGAUUUUCCCAUAGAUACUCCGAAACUAACGGGAUACAGUUGGUGUUAUUAUCCUGGUAGAAGAUAUCCUCCUGAUCAUCCCAGAAAAUAUCAGUUAACCACCGAGUAUUGGCACUUGCUGGGUAUUAGAUUUAUGAUUGUAGUGAUAUUCGAGCAUGUGAUAAUGUUGCUGAAAGGCAUCGUAUCGUACAUUAUACCAGCAUUGCCUACAUCCGCUAUAUUCAAACUUCACAAAGAUAGUAAGGAGAAGCCUUGA
Messenger RNA from Phyllotreta striolata, 2307 nucleotides. The record is from the annotation of a GenBank genome assembly. NCBI's taxonomy places the organism in Eukaryota, Metazoa, Arthropoda, Insecta, Coleoptera, Chrysomelidae.